ACGCGUGGCUGGAGAAAAACUCGUGGCUGGAGAAAAAUAUUUAAAAAUGGAUAAGAUAAUAAAAGAUAAGGAUGAUAAAAUUAUGAAGCUGCAGGCUCAAUUUUUUCAACAGCACAGAAUCUUAGAUGACAACAAAACUAAGGAUGCUCAAACUUUGUGUCUACAAGCUCAGUUACUGGAAAAUAACAAAUUAGAACUGGACACUUUCAAAACAGUGAAGGAGGUUUUUCCAAACUCAUCCCUAACUGAACGUGAGGAUGAGUUGGCAUUAGGCAAACACAGUCAGUUAUUCAGUCUACCACCUGACAGUGUGUUAAAGUUAAAUUCUGUUAGUGCUGCACAAAAAGAAUCGUUAGUAAUAAGCCCAUGCAGUGAAGGAAGUGAACAAUUGUGGGACCGUAUUUGGGCCGAAAAUGGGUGUGGUACGGAAACCAAGAUAUGGCACAAGUUCAACAUGAAACAUGGAUUAGAAUUUAAUGGGGGAUCAAAUCAAGUCUGGAAGUGUUACAGGAUGGAAGAGUCAGCCUACAGAUGAAAAAACACUGAG
This is a messenger RNA of Daphnia carinata, 547 nucleotides long. RefSeq lists its product as uncharacterized. The record is from RefSeq and is a predicted model, not a curated record. The transcript is spliced from 5 exons. The coding region runs from base 47 to 535 and encodes 162 amino acids. NCBI's taxonomy places the organism in Eukaryota, Metazoa, Arthropoda, Branchiopoda, Diplostraca, Daphniidae.